Acanthaster planci (crown-of-thorns starfish) is the source of this 1125-nucleotide messenger RNA. RefSeq names its product protein trapped in endoderm-1-like. Gene Ontology annotation, cellular component: membrane. The record is from RefSeq and is a predicted model, not a curated record. Gene Ontology annotation, molecular function: G protein-coupled receptor activity. Gene Ontology annotation, biological process: G protein-coupled receptor signaling pathway. NCBI's taxonomy places the organism in Eukaryota, Metazoa, Echinodermata, Asteroidea, Valvatida, Acanthasteridae.
AUGGCUGUGGCAAGCGUAAAUGAGACAUCUUCGAUCGUUGAUAUUGUUUCCACCGAAGAACCGGCGACUGCAAGCCCGUCGCUGUACCCCUACCAGGCCCGCAUUGGCUUCAGCUGUUGCUGGAUCAUUGUUGCCAUCCUGGGAGUGGUGGGGAACAGCCUCGUGAUCUUGUCGGUCAUCCUAUCCAAGAAGCUCCGCACCGUGACCAACGCUUUCGUGGUCAACCUCAGCGUGGCCGAUUUCUGGACCAGCCUGUCCUGUCCGUGGCAGGCUGUGGCCUUACUCAGCCGCGGUGCAUGGCCGUUAGCCAGCGAGGUCCCGUGUAAAAUCGCCGCUAUGCAACUUUCCACCGGUUAUGGGACAAGCCUUUACUCACUGGCGGCCAUAGCGUUCAAUCGCUUCAUACUUAUCACCCAGACCACCGCAACGUACAGCCGUUGGUACUCCCCGGGUAAAGUCUCCUCCAUCAUCGCUAUGACCUGGGUCAUUCCAGCAGUUGUUUCCUUCUUGCCGCCAAUUCUAGGCAUCGGCGAUUUGGGCUACGAUGCUCAGGACUACUCGUGCUUAGAUAAAGAUGGACACCCCCGUGCCGCAGAGUACAACCUGGCUCAAUCUCUUGGCAUGUACCCAAUCCCCUUGCUUAUCAUCGUCGGUUCCUACUUGGCACUUUACAUCCAUCUCAAACGUCACUUCAGGAAGCGGAAGAGGAGACUCAAUCAGUACGCCAGCCCGGCUCAAGGUGACGCGGCAGCAGUUGCAGAGUCGACCGUCAGUUUUGCCAUUGAGACCGAAUCAUCGAGAUGUCCUACCACAGACAUUGCCAAAAGCAACCGGCGCGCAAUCAGCCGUCAGCAGCUGGCGAUCACUAGGAAUCUCUUCAUGGUCUUUUGUGUCUUUGUCCUCUUGGUUUCGCCUUUUUUCCUAGCUAUAGCCGUGCCAUCAAGUCGUAAAUUCACUCUCUACGGAGCAGCUAUCGCCAUCUUUAACAGCUGCGUGAACCCCAUUAUAUACACAGUCAACCAUCCUCAAUUCAAAGGGGUGCUUCGGAGCAUCCUUCGUUGCCGCUACUCCCAGAUACCCGAACCAUCCGACUGGCUGAAAUCCGUCUUGUCUUGGAGGAAGUGA